GAGCAGCUUAACAUCCGGGACCUUGGCUAGAACGCCAUGGCCGCCUGACAACGGCGCCAGCCAAUGAGGAAAUAGGUCAGAGGCUGAGCGGCCAAUCGCAGCGCCCCCAGAAUCACAUGGCUUUGUUGUCGAGCGCGUAGCGGCAGCCGAGCCGGUCCGAAGUGUGGAGAAGGACGAGAUCGGCCAGCUGUGCUCAAGAUAGAGAGCGUUUGUUCCCUCGGCGCACCGGUGCGGACGUCUCGGUGUUUGCCGGCUGUGUGUUUUUUCUCGGGCUAGUAGCAUGUCAGUGCGCCGGCUCCGGCGCGAGCAGGCGGUGAAAUCGUGAGUGUGCGCGCGUGAAACUUGGAGGAUAGCGAGAAGAGCUACGCGUGCGGCAGCGACGACAUGUCGACGGGCAAGCGGCUGGCGAAGCGCUCGAUCCUGGGUACGCGUGUGUGCGCCCCCACGGCAGACGGUCUUCACAUGCCGGGUGUUAUUCAGGCGACCAAAACUGACGCUGAAGACGAGAACGUCUACACUGUCACGUUCCCCGACAAGACGACGGGCGAGUACCGUGGCGACGAGCUCAUCGGUCCGGGCUUCCAGACCAUUGCGGGACUGACUCUCAAGAGCGGACAGCGCGUGUACGUGACGUUUAACGGCCGCGAGGUCUCCGGAGCCGUGCUGGAGCACGACGCCGUGCGCGACGACGUACUCAUCAGUAUCCAGCCUUCGCAGCACAACCACCACAUCACGCAUACGGUGCAGCUCCACAAGCGCCUGGAAGAGGUGCGACUCCUAGAGAGCCGCAAGUCGGCUCGCCUGCAGGACUUGGACACGGACUAUUCGCGUCUUGCCGAAGGUCAGAGCGAGCUCCGGCGGCGAGCUUCUUCACUCAGCAUCGACGUUCCGCCUUCUAUAAAGUGA
Rhipicephalus sanguineus (brown dog tick) is the source of this 906-nucleotide messenger RNA. RefSeq names its product zinc finger protein 704. Gene Ontology annotation, molecular function: DNA-binding transcription factor activity; RNA polymerase II cis-regulatory region sequence-specific DNA binding. The transcript has a single exon. The record is from RefSeq and is a predicted model, not a curated record. Gene Ontology annotation, cellular component: nucleus. Gene Ontology annotation, biological process: regulation of transcription by RNA polymerase II. Lineage: Eukaryota; Metazoa; Arthropoda; Arachnida; Ixodida; Ixodidae. Bases 385 to 906 code for a protein of 173 amino acids.